CCCCUUUGGAGCUAAUAUCGUCAUCGGACCCCUGCAGCACGAAUUAUGCCGUUAUCGUCGUCGCCCUCCCCGGGGGCAUUUUUAGGGGACUAACUGCCGACCUCGGGCCCACGAGUCGGACUAGGAUGGCUGACUUUUCUUCGAUCCGCGCGAGGAACUCCACCUGGGGCUGGGCAUUUAAUCACGACGGUUGCUGCCCCUGCUGGGUGACUAAAUUUCUUCCCAACUUCAUUACCAACAGUGACCAUCUGACUGCAUAAUCACCCUCUGGUGAUCUUUCCAAGCAUGGCUCCAACGGUCGAAGUUGCACCCAGCCACGGGCCGGAGGACGGCGGUCAAGUCGCGCCGCCAAAGCCCAGGUCGCGAUGGGCACGCGUGUAUCGCAGCCCGUUGUUCAAUGUUAUCGUCGUUGGCCUCAUCUCUUUUACCCAGCCGGGCAUCUGGAACGCCUUGAAUAACACCGGUGCUGGUGGACAGCAGGAGCCGUACCUCGUGAAUGGCGCCAACUCGUUGACGUUUGGCAUCAUGGCAUUUGGGUGCUCUAUCUUCUCCGUUGUCGCAAACAAGAUUGGUCUGGUGCCGGUCCUCAUCAUUGGUACCCUGGGAUACGCUCCAUACUCGGCUUCGCUGUACGUCAACAACCGUUACGGGGUGGAGUGGUUCGUGCUCUUUGGUGGUGUGACGUGCGGGAUUGCAGCCUCGGCCCUCUGGGCGUCUGAGGGCGCAAUUGCGCUUGGGUACGGCGGCAUCAAGGAUCGGGGCAAGUACACCGGCAUCUGGCUGGGACUGCGCGAGCUCGGACAGCUUAUCGGAUCCUCGAUCCAGCUGUCGCUCAACACCACCAACGAGCAGCGCGGCAAAGUCGGCUACGAGACGUACCUGAUUCUCAUCGCCCUGCAGUGCCUGGGCCUGCCGCUGGCCCUGCUCGUCUCGCCGCCGCACAAGGUCAUCCGCUCUGACGGCGUGCCUGUGCCGGACCCCACGAAGAAGAAGGCCAUCUUGGGCGAGACCAAGAAAAUGUGGAAGCUGCUCUGCUCCAAGCAGUUCUUCCUGCUUAUCCCCGUUCUUGUCGGCUUCAACUGGAAUGGCACGUACCUCGGCAUCUACAUGACCAAAUACUUCUCAGUACGCGCCAGGACCCUAGGCGCCCUGACCUCUGGCAUAGCCGCCACCAUCGCCAACAUCUUUUGGGGCUGGUUCCUUGACCAGAGGCGCUGGAGCCGGCCCACGCUCGCAAAGGGGACCUGGGCCUUCUUCUCCGUGUUCAUGCUGGCCUUGCUGAGUUGGCAAGUCUCCAACGAGAAGCUGUACUCGGAGGCGGUCCCCAAGAUCACCAUUGACUGGAGCAGUCCCGAGUUCGGGCGGGCCUUUGCCGUCCAGAUGCUGCUGCGCUUCAUGAACGAGUCGCACUACAUGUUCGUCUACUGGCUCGUGGGCGCCUUCUUCGACGACCUCGAGACCCUGACGCUCGCCAUCGGCUUGCUGCGCUCCUUUGAGUCGAUCGGCUCCUGCGUCUCAUUCGGCAUCGGCGCGGCCAAAGUGGCGCCCAUGGUCAACCUCAUCAUCGCCUUUGUCACGUUCUCCAUCACCAUCCCCACCACCACCGCUGCUGUCUUCUUGGUCCCGGAGCAUCCCGUCGACGCUACUGCAGUUGCUGCCGAGGCCGCCGCCGUGAACAAGGCUGGAGACGGCGACGUUGAGUCGACCGACGACACGGCUCUUGCUCAGCCGAUCCAGCUCGCCAAGACCUUGAGCUUGGCCGACGGUACCAAGCAAGUCUAGCAUGGCCGCGCCAGAACUAGUAUCACGCGAAGCUUUUAGGGACUAAUGAGGACCCACACAUCUAGAUAG
This is a messenger RNA of Microdochium trichocladiopsis, 1851 nucleotides long. RefSeq names its product major facilitator superfamily domain-containing protein. The transcript has 4 exons. The record is from RefSeq and is a predicted model, not a curated record. Gene Ontology annotation, biological process: transmembrane transport. Bases 286 to 1782 code for a protein of 498 amino acids. Gene Ontology annotation, molecular function: transmembrane transporter activity. NCBI's taxonomy places the organism in Eukaryota, Fungi, Ascomycota, Sordariomycetes, Xylariales, Microdochiaceae.